GCGCUCCCGAAACUCUCCGCUUCCCGGCGCUCGCAGCUGCCCGCCGUCGGCGUCUCGGGCCACGCGGUGCGAGGGAGCAUGGACGAGCCCUGUGAUGUGAAGUACAAAACGGUGGCCAGCCCCGUGGGGCAGCUCGAGCUCUCCGGCUGCAAGCAGGGUCUGCACGGGAUCAGGCUGCUCGGCAGGAAGACGCCGGACGCUGACCCCACGGCGGCUCCCGCUCCUCCUGAGCCGUGUGGCAGCGCAGAGGAAACGACUGAUCCCCUGCAGGAGUGUGCAGCCUGGCUGGACGCCUAUUUCCAGGAGCCCUCGGCCCUCCAGGAGCUCCCUGUGCCUGCUCUCCACCAUCCCAUCUUUCUGCAAGACUCGUUCACCCGGCAGGUGCUGUGGAAGCUGCUGGAGGUGGUGAAAUUCGGCGAAGUGGUUUCUUACCAGCAGUUAGCAGCCCUGGCGGGCAGCCCCAAAGCCGCACGGGCGGUGGGCGGAGCCAUGAGGAGCAACCCUGUCGCCAUUCUCAUCCCGUGCCACCGCGUGGUGUGCAGCAGCGGAGCCCUGGGCAACUACUCCGGAGGGCUGGACGUGAAGGAGUGGCUCCUGGACCACGAAGGCAGCCUGGCGGGGACAUUGGCCCGUGCAGGGGGCACCCGUCCAGCCCGAACCUGGCGUGGGGCCCUGGGGGACAUCAGCUCCAAGCCCACCGGCCGAAACUAACUAUGUGUGAUAGGAGUACGCGUGUGACACGUAACUAACAACACGUAGCAGGUGUCUGUGUAGAGGCUCCGCCACAUUAAAGAAGCUGCCGUGUCUUGGGA
Molecule: messenger RNA, 812 nt
Organism: Miniopterus natalensis
Lineage: Eukaryota; Metazoa; Chordata; Mammalia; Chiroptera; Miniopteridae
Gene: MGMT
Product: O-6-methylguanine-DNA methyltransferase
Biological process (GO): DNA repair
Cellular component (GO): nucleoplasm
Molecular function (GO): methylated-DNA-[protein]-cysteine S-methyltransferase activity
Source: RefSeq, a predicted model, not a curated record